ACCGACCACCAAGAAGUGCGCAGAAAACGCGGGCUUCUGGUGUCUUGCUCUGGUCGACUCGGCAUUUCGGGCUGCGGACCUUGGCACAGGUGGGUGACGAGGCCCAGCAGGGCGUGUGCACGGCCUGCGGGGCCUCGCGCUUUCGGCGCGCUGCGGAGCCGCAUGCGCAGACGGUGGCGAGUUCACCAGGAGAUGCUUGUUCACGCGUUGAGCGCGCUUCUCGAGAUCACUGAGGGCGAGUCCUGCGACGAGCAGCAUAGGGCUUGGCCCGCCGCCCCGCUUGCGCCUUCUGCGAUGCUUGGCUCGAACGCGAGGGCGGGGAUCAUCUGCUGGCCUCGGCACUGGCCGCAGUUGAAGGGCCUCCUUGAUGGAAGGCUUCCAAGUCGAGAGUGGCGCCUUUCCACCUCUUGAGUGACGCUCAGCCUGAG
Molecule: messenger RNA, 428 nt
Organism: Fomitopsis serialis
Lineage: Eukaryota; Fungi; Basidiomycota; Agaricomycetes; Polyporales; Fomitopsidaceae
Exons: 1
Coding region: 163-411 (82 amino acids)
Source: RefSeq, a predicted model, not a curated record